Molecule: messenger RNA, 1458 nt
Organism: Leishmania mexicana MHOM/GT/2001/U1103
Lineage: Eukaryota; Euglenozoa; Kinetoplastea; Trypanosomatida; Trypanosomatidae
Exons: 1
Coding region: 1-1458 (485 amino acids)
Source: RefSeq, a predicted model, not a curated record
AUGCGCCGCCUGGCCCGACGUACACUUACCUCGCUGGUGCUGGCUGGUGCUCGCCGAUGGAUUGAAUCGCAGGAACCGUGCACGCCAGAUGCGAUUCGAGAACUGUUGCAGCGGGCGGAGAAGGAGCAAGAGAGGCGUGAGCUCGCUGUCGACCAGCGCAAGGUGGUGUUUACCGCCGCCAGUAGCGGGGACCAUCGUUCCCGCAUCGCUGCCGCUGAGGCGUUUGACGUGGCGGCGGCGGGGCUUCCGCGGCCGCCGAACUUUUGUUAUAUGAACGUUUCGGUGGACUACGCCUGUAUGGUGGAUGCACCUGAGGUCGUCUGGUUUAACAUGUGCAAGGUGAAUGGCUUCACCCCGUCCUCGGUGAAGGCUGGCACCGUGCACAUGCUAGGAGGGAUGGUGUGCCAUCAGCGCCUGGGCGGGGGGUUCAUUCAGGUGAUUCUUGGCUGCAUUCCAGACUUGGAAAUGGAGUCGUUCACGUUCGAUGCUAUUCCGGACAAGGACGAGAUCGCAGCGCCAGGCCGAGCGCCGCCAGCGGUGGCAUUUGCUAUGCUUGACACGGGUCUUGCACUCCAGUACGAGCAGGUACUCUCAGCGCACCUCAGCACUCUGAGCAGCUCACUCGGCAGGGAAUGCCCUUUGGUUGGUGGACUCUACCCUCCUGUUGGCAGUGUGACCGGUGGAGGAGACCCGAGUGGUAAGGUGGAGGACUCUAUCUUUUUCAUCAAUGACCGUGUUUAUAGAGGCAGUGCGGCUGCUGUUGUGCUGCGCAGCAAGCUCUUGAAGGCACACACAGCGAGUGUGGUUCCGUCGAUUUCCCUCGGCAGCGCCAGUGUAACUGACGUCGCGUGCGAGGGUGGUGUUGUGACGGUACGAGCGCUGAACAACCGGCCUGCCACGGAGGUUGUCAAAGAGCUGUACUCGCUGCCUGAGAUUGCGGAGAAGCCGAGUAAGGUGUUCCUUGGCCUGAGACACGGCGACGUGCAUGUGCCGGUUUCGUUUGUGGGGCAUCCCGAUAGGGGUGAGCUCAGUUUUUCACUUCCUCCGGGAAUCUCUCUAGACCAAAGCGACACUGUUGAUUUCCUCGUAGAUGACGCAGAACUGGACACGGAAAUGGCCGCAAGCCUCUUGAUCAGCAUGGAAAAACGCAUUGCACCGAUAUUUGUCGAGAAGGACAUCAAUGUGGCGCGCGAGGCGCGUCGUAACAUUGUGGCAUCCUCGACGGCGGCAUUUCACUUCUCCCACGGCGGACUGAAUACCAUCGCUAAACCGGAAGUCCCCGUCGUUAGCUUGGGCAGCGCUGGUGCGAUCUUCGCGCCAUCAAUUUUGCAGCGCUGUGUGGGUCGCUCGUGCCCGAACGCUGGCUUUUUCUCUCCCGGCCAGGUGGCGGCAGUGGCGGAUCUCACAUCCAUCUUUCCGCGGUCUAGCACCUACUGCUUUGUGCAGGGAACGGAGUAG